AUGCGCGUGAAGAACCCGUGGAGUCGCAAGCGAUGGCGCGGGCCUUACUCCGUAGAAGAUACCCAAAGAUGGACACCGGCACUCAAGGAGGCCGUGAAGUACGACCUGGAAACAGCCAUGCUCAAGGACAACGGUGUCUUCUGGGUGGACUUUGCAUCCAUCUUCCAGUACUUCAAAAACGUCUUCAUGAACUGGAAUCCGAGCGUCUUCAGCUUCAGGUUCGUGAUGCACCUGCGGUGGCCGGUGAACAUGGGUCCUAAGAACGACUCCUUCAACCUCGGCGACAACCCGCAGCUAUCGCUCUCCGUCAAGAGCAGCGCGAAAAAUGCCGUUUCGGGGGCAUCCGGCUCGGCGAUGGCUGCCGCGGCGGGAGGGGCGGCAGCGGCGGUGGCACGCACGCAGUCUCCAACCGUGUGGGUGCUGCUGAGCAGACACGUGACGGUGAUCGAGUCCGACCCGGCAGAAGGCGACUUUUUGACGAUGCACGUCUACGCGGGCACGCAAGGGAAGCGAGUCUACUACCCGGACACGCCAAUGUUCAAGGGGAUUUACACCAACAACCCUCACACCCUCGUCAGAUUCGACUUGCCGGAGAAUACGGGCUCCACGGACAAGUGGGUCGAUUACACGCUCGUGGUCAGCCAGUACGAGAAGAAGAGAGAAGUCAGGUAUUCCGUUAACGUCUACUGCUCGGACACCUUCAAGCUGUACCAUACUCCGACAGCUCCCGAACACGCGCGGUCUAUCGUUGGCGCAUGGGAUCAAAGCAGUGCGGGGGGAGCACUGGGGAGACCGCUUUUCUACACCAACCCACAGUACGCGGUUGUGCUCACACAAAAAACAAAGGUCCACAUCGAAGUCAGGGCACCCAAAGACUUUCAGAUCAACGCUACCGUGGUGUCGCAAGGAGGAAUGCGGAUUGACUCUGUCUCGAGCGAGCGGGAGGUGAUGACGACGGGCUCAUACCGGCAGGGUUUCUGUUACGCGGAAAACGUUCUGCCGGCGGGAACGUACACUGUUAUCUUCAGCACCUACAAACCGGGCCAGGUGGCGGGGUUCGUGGCAAAGCUGUGCACGACGAGUCCGGUGAGGCCCCCUACCCGCAUCCCACAGGAGGGGGAAGGCAUGACAUCUAAGCAGGUGGUGCGCGGGCGAUGGAGACAAGAUGAUGGCACGGCAGCGGGCUGCGGCAACUUCGGCAGAUACCUCGAUAACCCAAGGUAUCUCUUCACCGUACCGUCCCGAGCGUCGAUACUCCUCCGCGUCGUAAUCCCAGAAAACGCGGGACCCUUCCCCGAGGGGAGGCCCGCGGUCAACAUCACGCUCUUCCCAACCACGAGGGAGGGGGGGGGUGAUAGCACCGCGGGACCCCCCGAGGAUACCGGCGGCAUGCACCGAGGUGUCGGGAGGAUUUCCCUCAACCCCAAGUGUCAACCGACUUCCAACCUCGCGAUAGCGUCGUCGAAUGGAGGGGUCUACAUGGACUCGAGCGCGGGGGCCGUUACGGAGAGCGUGGAGGUUGAGGCCGGGGAGUACGUAGCCGUGGUGUCGUCAUUUAGGCCACAGAAGGCCGACUACGAAAUCACCAUCUACACGACCCCGGCACUCGCCAGGGUGCAGCGGAUCAUGGGCUGAUCUGGUCAUCAGAUGGCUGUUGGGCGCCGAUUUAGCUUUGUGGCGUCUUUUGCCGUUUAAUGCGAUCGAUUGCUGAAAUGUAAAAUGCUUGCGUUUGAAAGAUUGAUAUAGCACUUCAGAUAGUCAGCCUGUUGUCUCGUACCUGUUGGAGGUUUCGGAGAGGGUGGAAUAUUCUUGAGGUAGUCGUGUCCACCGCCCUCUUCCGCUAAUUUAUGUCACGGAUUACGGGGCUUAGAUUCCUAAAGAGUAUGCAUCCA
Messenger RNA from Ectocarpus siliculosus, 1892 nucleotides. The record is from the annotation of a GenBank genome assembly. NCBI's taxonomy places the organism in Eukaryota, Phaeophyceae, Ectocarpales, Ectocarpaceae.